This is a messenger RNA of Rotaria sp. Silwood2, 258 nucleotides long. The record is from the annotation of a GenBank genome assembly. Lineage: Eukaryota; Metazoa; Rotifera; Eurotatoria; Philodinida; Philodinidae.
AUGCCAUUCUCUGGAACAAAAAAGAGUCCAUUAAUUUCUAUACCGUUUCUUAAAAAACGAUUACGACGUAUAACUGCUUUAGGUCUUCAUAAUUUAACAGUAUAUGAAUUUAAUUUUACUGUUCAUUUUACCUUACAUCGAAAUGAAAAUACUGUUGCUUUUUAUACAAGUGAAUCAGUUGUGAAUCAACGUAGCCCAGAAUGGUCCUAUUUUAAAUUUCCAACCAGUGUGCAAUGUUUACAAGGUAAACUAAUUUAA